AUGCGUCUUCCAUCCCCCGCUGCGGCUCGCGGAGGCGGCCGUCAUUCCCUCUGCAGUGGCUCCCCCUUCCUUUGUUGGAACUUCAAGGGGAGAAAGGAGUUGCUUGCGCAGUCUUCUAUCUGGGCCGCAGACGCGAGGGGCUUCCGCUCGGACGCGGCUUUGCACGCUCUAAGGCGAGCGGGCGCCCACCCCGCGUUUCCCCCCUUGGAGAGCGGCGACGGAAGGGGAGGAGGAGGGGCAGGCGUCGAGGGUUCUGUGUUGACGCCCGACAAUGCUCGUGACGAGAAUGGCUUUAGCCUCGUGCUGUACAACUACCCAUCCUUCUCGGCCACCCUGGCGGCGGUCUUCGCCCGUCGCUACUAUUCCCUUCGCCGUCUCCCUGCCCUCGUUUUGCCCUUCUCCUCCGUUGAGCCGCUCAGGUACCGACACCUCCUCAGUGCGCCGCGCCCCGUAGAGAAUUCCGCUCCCCACCUAUUUGUGCAAAUGCCUCACCCAUCUCUUCUCUUCUCUUCUCUUCUCUAAGUGAAGUAGCAGGAACGUCCUCUUUCGCUUGACGUUGGCGUUUGUGCAGGGUGGACGAUCUGAAACUCCAGGGCCUGAGGACGUGCUACCUUCUCGACUUCGUCGGUCCGGGCCGUUUUGCUGUGGAGCUGUCGCGGUUCAUCCCCGAGUAAUCUUUUCUGCUCGUUUGUUUCCUCGGAGGUUCUCCAUUGGAAAUCUCCGCAGGUUGUUGAUUCUGCUGCGAGGAAAGAGAUACUAACCGAUCGCAUUAUUCUGUCGCGCAGUGUGGUCGCCUUCGACCACCGAAAGCUGACGGCGGAGCGGAUCUCGCGGUUUGGAAGCUGCCCAGGGAACCUGGAGCUGCGUGUCGACACGAGCAAGAGCAGCGCUCGCGAUGUCUAUGCCUACUUCUCCGAGAAAUUUUUUGAAUCCGGACACCCUGUGGUUAGCAUCUUCCGGUGAACUUUAGUCACUGAUAUAGCGCUUACUCUUCGAUCUCCUCAUUAGCCAGCCCUUCCUGUUUGUGGGCUUGGCAGGAGGAAUCUGUGAGCUUCCUGAAUCAGCAGGAAGAGCGCCGCGUCGAGAGCCUUCUCGAGUACACCGAAGAUGAGGAUCUUCGCCGACGGGACCUGGCAGAGAUCCGGGCGUUCAAGAUCGGGCUCAGAGAAGCACAAGCUAAUCUUAAUUGCCUCACGAAUCCUCAUGUUUUCGAGCAGGUUAAUCGACCCGUUUCAUGAUUCUGGGCCUGAUUUAUCUGGGCAGGCUCUCAACAUGGGUUCCUCUCUCUCUCUCUCUUCUUUCCCAUGCCGACACUUAAAACUGUGCGCUUCUCGAACAGGUGCUGGAGAUCGACCCUACCGAACUAAUAGCCCAGGGGAAUUCCCGCAUGUCCUCCAGGCUCGAUCCAGCGAGGAAGCUGCUGGGAAAGGAGUUCAAGAUUAGGCUGGGACGAGGUUUCUACGGGGAAUGCCUGGUAAGGCGAGCUUCCCCUCCCCCCCCCCCCUUUCCAAUUCGUAAGUCGCCCAAAAAAAAAGAAGAAAUCUGUCUGUCUGCUGCACAUUUGGUCUCCAGAUGAAGAUUAUGCCAAACUAGUUUGCAGAACAUCCGCUGAAAGUGAACGGCUCUCUCUUGGUUGUGUCCUGUCUUCUUCCAGUGCAUACGAGCGGACGGGCAUUCUCAUUUGAGCCAUGAAAUCGGCGACGAGCUCAGCAGGAGGAGCGCUGCCGCCGGGCUGAGGUGUGGUGCCUGGGCUUAAAAGAGCCUACCAUAUCUUGCAGCUCAGCCUGCCAUCUGAUAAAGCUAAAACUGCUGAUUCUGUCUGUGUGCCCACUGACCCCGUCGGGCCAGGCCCAUAGGUGCGGUGGCGUUCAUGCAGCGGGGCAACCUCAAAAUAUGCCUGAGGUCUACCGACGGCGCCACCGACACCGCUGAGGUCGCUAAGGUGAGGCCGCAGGCUGCAACACUGCUCUUGGAAAGAAGAAUAAUUGUCCACUGAAGCUGGGACUAUGCUCUCAUCCUUCUUUCGUUUUUAUAGGCGUACGGUGGGGGCGGGCGAUCCGGCUCCAGCUCCUUCAUCAUAAGGAUGGACGAGUACGGCCUCUGGACUCUCCCGAAUCCGUUAUGA
Spirodela intermedia is the source of this 2125-nucleotide messenger RNA. NCBI's taxonomy places the organism in Eukaryota, Viridiplantae, Streptophyta, Magnoliopsida, Alismatales, Araceae. The record is from the annotation of a GenBank genome assembly.